UCAAGUCUGGCAAAAUUUUUUCCCUUGUGACAAGACUCAACUCCUCCGCUCCAACCAAGAAGACGGGGUUGAACAGUCCAAUAAAUAUCCAAUAUACCCACAAGAUUGGUGUCGUUCUUUUAACACCACUUACUCCCCCACACACGCGCAAUCCUGAAGGCUGCAAUCCUCUUGUGAUCGCAUAAUAGCCACUAAUGUAUAGUAUUCCGACUGCUGUAACCGAAUAAUAUUUCCUCCUUUCCUCCGAAGGUUGCGUCUUCGCCGUUUUCCACUACCAGAUAGACCCGGGGUAGGAACCCGACCUCACUCGAUCAACAAUCCUCCCCCUUGCUAGUAACCUUUGUUUUGUCAUUGCGUUCGGUGAACAGACGACAGACCGACUCCGUCGUUUGUUUUCGUCUCGCCUAGGCCGUUGGUUGUUCUUGCUCUAGACAUCUAGAUAUGAAAGUCUUCGCGUCAACGUGCACGUUCGAUUACUCAUGGGAGGAGGUCUCUACCGCCAACUGGCGGAAAUACUGUCCUUGGAACGACAAGUCGACCCAUGUUGUGGCCGUUGAUAUUCUCUCCCGGACACUGCACCCUGAUACCGGCAUUCUACGAACGGAACGCCUGAUCACCUGCAAUCAAUCCGCUCCCCAAUGGCUCCUCACGCUUUUCGGGGGUAGCGCCACCUCUCAUGUCUACGAAGUGUCAUAUGUCGAUCCCGUUUCUAAGAAAGUGACCAUGUGCUCAACAAACCUAACAUGGUCGAAUGUUUUGAAAGUCCGAGAAACCGUUACCUACCAGCCUUCGCGAGAUGCUCCAAGCACCAAGACAGAUUUCAAGCAAGACGCACAAAUAACCGCCGUGUGCAGCGGCUGGCAGAAAGUAAAGAACAAAGUUGAAGAGGCCAGCAUUGAACGAUUUAGCCAGAAUGCUAAGAAAGGUCGCGAAGGCUUCGAGGCAGUGCUGGAAAUGAGUCGGAGGGUGUUUGGGGAACAACGGGAAUUGGAGGCAAGGCAGCAGGCUCAAUGACACCCGUUUUUGAUCCAUGUCUCCUUGUCUCCUUUUUCGCCAGCUCCCCGGGAUUCUUAGCCCCCCUACCUACCUCUAUUCCUGAUGCUACCGCUUUGCGCUUUUUGGAGCCAUACGCCACUUUUUUCUUUUUUUAUUUUUUAUUUUUUAUUUUAGCGUUAACCAUUCUUUCAAACUUCAACAUACUGAGCGACUGCAUUGAUACCGAGACGACAUCUGCGGAGAAGCAUGCGACCCGUCGGCGAAGAGGAACCGGCACAUUGAUUUUCGUCACUUUAUAUGUAUAUGUUUUUUCCUUGAUUUGUGCUCUCAUUUCUUUAUUCUGUUGGCUGGGGAAAAAAAAAAAUCAAAAGUAUUAUUGAUUUGGGAUUGGCGCACAAAAAAUCGGCGUCGUGGUGUAUUUUGGUAUACGACUUUUUCUUUUCACUUUUUUUUAUAUAUACUCUCUCCGUUUCAUGUACUCGAACUAGACUCCUGUCCAUUAGCGUUACAUUUCCUGUCUAUACGCAUCCAUAUGCACAUACACAUACAAUACUGUUCACGUCAGUGAGCAAUACUUCCAGAAAUAUUGGCACCUUGAUCGGGGGUUGAGUCCCAUGUCAUCUAUUAUCAGUCAUUUGAAAUCGUCUAUAUUGGGUCCACUGCUACUGCAUCCAAGAAAGCUGUUGUGUGGCGUAGGAUAGUUGAUCGAGGUUUCUAUGCUGCUGAUAAUUUCCGUUUCAAAGUCCACUCACCUCUCACUAAAAUCAAAGAAAAGAAGAAAAAGAAAAAAGAAAAUCUGUACGUUAUAUAUUUUCUUUAAAUGUGAAGAAAGUGAUAUUUAUUAUUUGAAGGACCAAUCCUUGAUAUAUAUUCAUUACAUAGGUGACAUGGUCUCUAAUAAAAAAAGC
Blastomyces gilchristii SLH14081 is the source of this 1904-nucleotide messenger RNA. RefSeq names its product PRELI-like family protein. NCBI's taxonomy places the organism in Eukaryota, Fungi, Ascomycota, Eurotiomycetes, Onygenales, Ajellomycetaceae. The record is from RefSeq and is a predicted model, not a curated record. The coding region runs from base 442 to 1014 and encodes 190 amino acids. Gene Ontology annotation, cellular component: mitochondrial intermembrane space. Gene Ontology annotation, molecular function: phosphatidic acid transfer activity. The transcript has 2 exons. Gene Ontology annotation, biological process: phospholipid transport.